UUUUAUCAUAUUCUGUAAUUUUUAUUUGUUUGUGAAACUUUUUCUCUUUUAAUAUCUUGUCUUGUGUUGUUAAGCUUUAGUAGAUGUCUUAGUGGGCUGGCUGCUGCCUGAAAAAAUGCUAUUGUAUUCUGAGCAAGUUGAUGUUAUGAAUUUCAGAAUUUUGAUAUUUAAUAGUUUAUACGGGAGUUUGAAUGGCUUCUAUUUUUUCUAUUAAUGGCUUCACAACAUCGGUUUUUAUCGUCGUAUGAGUCAGUCAUUCAAUUAGUUUGCAGGCACUUUCGGUUGAAGUUAUCGAAAAGUUUUCCUUGUCGAAUUUUGUUAAUAUUUUUCCAAAAAUUCUUUCUGCCUUGUAUUUGAUUCUUUAUUUUUUUAUCAAGAUAUCGUCCAAACAUGGCACUGUAAAUUAAAGCUCCAAAGCGUUAAAUCUAGAGCAGAUUAUUCCAAAAAAUCCAUCUGCCUUAUACUUUAUCCUUUAUUUCUUAUCAAGACAUCGUCCAAACAUGGCACUGUAAAUUAAAGCUCCAAAGCGUUAAGUCUAGAGCAGAUUAUUCCAAAAAAUCUAUCUGCCUUAUACUUUAUCCUUUAUUUCUUAUCAAGACAUCGUCCAAACCUGGCACUGUAAUUAAAGCUCGAAAGCGUUAAAUCUAGGGCAGAUUAUUCCAAAAACUCUAUCUGCCUUGUAUUUUAUCCUUUAUUCUUCAUCAAGACAUCGUCCAAACAUUGCAGUUUAAAUUCAAGCUUGAAAGCUUGAAAGACUAGAGCACAUUGGAGUCCUGAGAACAAUUCAAGCGGAAAUUUAUUCAGCUGUCCAUCUAAAAGACAGAGUUGCCAUUUAAUUUUAAUGGAACAAUUUGAGUAGUUUUUAUAUUCCGAUCCUUGCAUUUAAAAAUAACGUUUAUGCUUUGCUACUUGAUACCUAAAUUUACCUACUUCUUAUUUUCCUUCUAAUUUAUCGCGUUACCUGAAACUUUCCUCUUGAAAUUUCAAAUCAGUACAUUUUAGAAACCUUUAAUUACUGUACCUAAACCAAAUUUAGUGUAUUUAGUCCCGUUCACAAAUUUAGGGCAGUAAGAGCGUCACUUUAUUUUUUAUCUCUUGAUAGCUACGAGCUAUUCGAAGUCUACCGCAAGUACAAUAAAACAGAAACAGAUAAAUAAAAUUUAAAUCAGUUUUCACACUAAAAGUGUCUUUUUUCUUCAGUAUUUUAUUUUGUUAUCAGACAUUAAUUUAAAUGAAUUGCGUCCUGCGCAACCAAAGCCCCAAAGAAUAUCGAGUUUUUACGGCAUCGGGAGAAUUCAAUACAGGAAACGUGUUUGUUUGUGAAUUGACGUAAACAACCAUAAUAAAGCUAUAACGAGGCGCAAUAAAGACAAAAAUCUUCAUUAAUUCCUCUUUGCCAGCCCACCAAAGCUCUUUAAUUCGCCAACCAAUUACCAUGGAAAAGAAGAGAGUCCUUCAUUGAGAAAAAAAAAGUUGAUCACACUUUUCACUUUUCUCUUGAGAAAUAGAAAAACCAGUGGCUAGAAUCACUUUACUUUUUAAGCUUCGACUUUUAUAGCUUCAAAAUUUUCGGUUCAAAACUGUGUAAUUUACUUUUUGCCUAUAUUUAAGUGAAAACAAAUUUUUCAAUAGGAUCCUAUUUCAGCUUUCAUUUCUCGUGGGCAUUUAAACUAUCAUUUCCAUUCCAUUUUCUCGUUGCUAUCCUUGCAAAAUAGGCGGGGCAAAGAUCUAAAAUUUUCAACUUCAGCAAUGAAAUGUUCCCCAGCCAGUUAAACCUAGCUCGGGACUAAUAGGACUCUUCAUCUGAUACAAAUAAACCCCAUUGACAAAAAUUGAUAAAACCGUUAAUACCUCUGAAUUUAGCUUGCUUGAGAACUUAUCGUUACUUAUUGCUGAAGACGAAUCGUUACUUAUUGCUUCUUUCAUAACUUGAUUGUAAAUUAACGCUAAAUUAACAGAAAAUCUCGCAUUUAACGUAAUCUCGAGACAUUUUAUAAAAAUGUUGAGCGGAGACGACAUUUAUGAGACGCGUGUUUUCAUCGACUUCCACAAAAUAGGUCACGUGGACACGAAGCACCAGACGUUCUCGGCAACAGUUGAGAUCAGAGCCAUCUGGGACAUCCCCCUGCUGCCUCCGAGAGAGAGUGUGAACACAUUCAUUUCCAUACACGAACACGAAAAGCAGAUGGGUUUCCAGAUGAACGAAGUGGAGCUGAAGAGGUUCGAGGAGUUCAUUCCUAAGUUGCUGGUGUUGAAUCUAGAGGACACCAAAUCAGAGAAGUCCAUGUACAGAUUUGCAGUGAACCACAGAGAUAACAUGUUACGCAUUGACCUCCGCUGGCAUCUGAAGGGCACCUUCCACGAACAGAUGGAGCUGCAGGACUUCCCCUUUGACGUCCAGGACCUUUGUGUGCGUCUGCAUCUAGACGACAGGAGCAAAGAGCAUUUCUACCUAGAGGCGGAGGACAUCCCGGGACUCCUGAACGAGAAGGCUUUCCAAGACCACCAGGAGUGGGUGUUAUACAAGAUGGUACUGACGGGGGAAAAUAACGUGGACAGUGAAGAGCAGCGGAACUGUGAUGACGUGUUGGUGUUGAGAUGUAAUGUGCAGAGGAAGUUCAAGUACUUCGUCUACAAUUGCUUCCUAGUCAUGUUCUUCUUUGCGGUCAUGUCCCUGUGCAACUUCACCAACAGACCAGAACACGUGCAGUUUCGAGUGAGUGGGACCCUGACUCUGGUAUUGACCAGUGUGGCCUACAAACUGAUGCUGUCCAAUACAUUGCCAACCAUCUCCUAUCUCACACUCGUCGAUUUCUACGUGCUGUUUGCAAUUCUUAUGCUGACAGUUCUGGUGGUGGCAUUCUCCGUGCUUCAUUUAGUCUUCAGGACCAGUGACCUCGAGGGCGAAGAGAGGGAGGAGUUCUUCUGGCAUCUGGAUGUAUGGACUGUGUCCACACUUGCUCUCGUUUAUUUCCUCUGGAAUGUCGGGUUUGGGAUACUCGCUAUCGCCAAGACUCGAAACGCUUCAAAGAAACUCAAGAACGAGGAGCAAAUUUAUACAAGAAAACUCAUCGGAAUGGCCGACCAAAAGUCCGUUCCAGGCUUGAUUUCUGCACGAACUCGAUAUUCGUGCUUACUGGACGUAAAUAAGCAAGCCUCAAUGGAAGUGAUGACACGAGACGACUCUGUUCUCUCGGUGGAAGAAAACCCGAGCCGAAUGGGCGACCACACCCGACCCCCAUUGCGAUUCCAAUACACGACAAACUUUGAGCAUUUUUCAAACGAUGAGUUAGCAGUUUCUCAAAACUGUCGUAUUACACUCACUAAUAAAGUCCAACCCACCGAACAUCGGAAGUUUAGUCAGUCUCGGCCGCCGACCGGAAGAAACGCGAACUCGGCUGACACCGCGUGUUCCGAAUCUCCACCAGACAGCACCGACGACUUGAAACCGAAUCCAAAACUUUUCACGCCGAGUCUGAAAAAUUUAUAAGUGCGGAUUUCUCUAGUGUAGUAUAUGCCCUUCCACCAAUAUAUUUGCAGAAAAUUUAUUUGAGCACAAAUAGUUGACCAAAUUGUAGUUUCUGGAUUUUUGAGCUGCUUCAUGCUUCAAAUUUUGUGAAAUCAAGAGACCUGAUUAUCAUCGCGACCAAAUGAUAGAGAAUGCUUUCUCCUAAAAUUUGACUUCAAAUUGAAGAAAAUCGUUUAUUUUCAAAGAUUAUGUUAUUGGAUGUAGAUAUCAGCCUU
Molecule: messenger RNA, 3744 nt
Organism: Symsagittifera roscoffensis
Lineage: Eukaryota; Metazoa; Xenacoelomorpha; Acoela; Convolutidae
Product: gamma-aminobutyric acid receptor subunit epsilon-like
Exons: 13
Coding region: 2000-3490 (496 amino acids)
Biological process (GO): nervous system process; signal transduction; chemical synaptic transmission
Cellular component (GO): synapse; neuron projection; plasma membrane
Molecular function (GO): extracellular ligand-gated monoatomic ion channel activity; neurotransmitter receptor activity; transmembrane signaling receptor activity
Source: RefSeq, a predicted model, not a curated record